AUGGUGGAUACAGUGGAGAUAUGUGAUCGUGUUAAGAAUGCGUGCUUUAAUAACUACUAUAAUCUAAAUGACAAAAAGGAUGUAAACGAUGAAAACCGUAGAUUAGUUUUGUUUCUGAAUAUUGCUGAUUAUAUUAAUAUGCAGAAGGGUGAAGGUAACUCUGCUAGAAACGUGGUUUUUACCAUUGCUAAAUUGAUUUCUUCAUCUAAUGUAGAUCAGACGGUCAAAUUGAAUGCUAUAAAAUUAUUAGAUUUGCUGGUGAAAAAUUGUGGGUAUCCCGUUCAUCUUCAUAUAUCUAGAAAAGGGUUUUUACAAGUAAUUAACAAUCAAUUUCCCCCUAUUAGACAGACUGCCAUCACUGAAGACAGCAAUAAUAGUCAUAAUGAUCUUGGAAAGGGUAUGACGAUUUCUAAUAAUUAUUCUAUUGUGCAAUCAGAAUUAUUAAAGGAAUUAAAUAUAUGGUAUCACACAAUUUGUCAAUGGACCUCCUAUAAAACCGAUCUAGUCUAUAUUAAACAUCUUUAUAAUAUGAUUUUGGAUAAAGGUUAUUUAUAUCCACCCUUAAAUGAUAAAGAAUUGGCAAUUUUAAAACCAUAUUCAUAUAUGGAUGAGGAUAAUGAUGAUAAUAAAAAUAAUACAGCCAAUAAUAACAAUAAUAUGGUUAUGAAUAUAAGGUCAUUUGAAGAGUUUAAUAACGAACAAAUAAUUAUACUUAAUUCACAAAUUACUGAAUUACGAAGACGUGGUAAAGAAAAAGAUAUUAAAGCAUCCGAUAUCUUAGCUAAAAAACUGAAGAAAUUUAAAUCAAAUAAGAUUACUAAUGAGGCCAAGAAUGAAAUAUUGAAUAGAGUCAAAGAUUGGAACCAUAUUCUUCUUAAAUGGAAUCAAAAACUGGAUAAAUUACUUUUCAAAGAUGAUGAUCAACUUAAUUACCAAUUAACUGGUAUAGAGAAUAAUAAACUACAACAUUUUAUAGAUUAUUUGAAACAAGUACAAGAUAAGAUACAGGAUAUGUUAAUGGAAGACAUUAAUGAUGAGACAUUUAUUAAUAAAUUAUUUAUGUUCAAUGACACUAUAUUACGUUUUUUCCAAAGAGUCCAAUCGAAUCAUGAAAAGUUGUUGAAGAAGAUAACUAGAAAGAAAAACAAUGAGAUUGAAAGAAAUUUCGAGCCGAAUCCAAUCCAAAGUUCAUUAGAUGAUGAUUUGAUCAGUAGUACUAAGGAUAAUAAUAACGAUACUAAACAAAAAUUGAAUGAUAGAGUUGCAAAUACUGACAAGUUAAAAAUGACCAAUGUAAAGAUAUCAACGAAAAAAGAAUCAAAAUUCAUAGACAUGGAGAAAAGUUCUUGUCUAAAUAAUAACGAAAAAAAUACCAAUAGCGAUAAUGCCAAAGAUGAUGAAAAGAAAGAAAAAUUCAACAAUUCAUAUAAUGGUGGUGUUUGUUCUCCAAUAGGAAACAGAAUUACAAGUGAUAAAGAUGACAAAGCUUUAAGUACAAAAAUGAUUGAUAAAGAAGAGAAUAAAGGCAUUGUAGAACCGGUUAAUAAUGAUUUUAAUACACAAAAAGAAUUAAACCUUAACACAAAACCCAAAUUAGAUGUUCAAAAGACACCUCUUGGAUUAAUGUUUAAGACAAAACUAUCAAAUAACACACCAAUGAUAACAUAUGCCGUUAGCAAAGCCGAGACUAAUGGACAAUUCAAGUUUGAUGGCAAUGCAAACGAAAUCACUACACAUUUUAAACCAUUUUUGGAUAAUCCAUAG
Messenger RNA from Arxiozyma heterogenica, 1764 nucleotides. RefSeq names its product phosphatidylinositol 4-phosphate-binding protein (gene GGA2). The record is from RefSeq and is a predicted model, not a curated record. Bases 1 to 1764 code for a protein of 587 amino acids. Gene Ontology annotation, cellular component: trans-Golgi network. Gene Ontology annotation, biological process: Golgi to endosome transport; Golgi to vacuole transport; protein transport to vacuole involved in ubiquitin-dependent protein catabolic process via the multivesicular body sorting pathway. Lineage: Eukaryota; Fungi; Ascomycota; Saccharomycetes; Saccharomycetales; Saccharomycetaceae. The transcript has a single exon. Gene Ontology annotation, molecular function: phosphatidylinositol binding; ubiquitin binding.